CCGUUAGAGUCGUAGCAAAAGCUACGAGGCGGGCCGGUAUGUGGCAACGGCCCUUUUCGUCCACGGCGUCACGUUUCAUCAUGCUAGGUGUGUUGGGGGCGUUUGUUCAUCGUGUAGCAGUUCCGAAUAUCCAGUCUUGUCGCAGUUGGCGUUUUACGGUUUUCUGUCUGCUGUUGUAAGAUUGUUUGGUGUUCACUAAGCCGGUACUCGAGUGGGAUUAUUCGACUAUCGGAAAAUGGUUGAGGCGGUCCCCGAACAUAUUAAUUUCCCAGCGGAAGAAGAGAAAAUUCUAAAGUUUUGGAAUGAACAUGAUUGUUUCCAAAAUUCAUUGAAACAAUCUAAAGGAAAGCCGAGAUAUGCUUUCUAUGAUGGACCUCCAUUUGCUACGGGACUUCCUCAUUAUGGUCAUAUUCUUGCUGGUACCAUAAAGGACAUUGUGACGAGAUAUGCUCACCAUAGCGGGUUUCAUGUUGAUCGAAGAUUUGGAUGGGAUUGUCAUGGUCUUCCUGUGGAAUACGAGAUUGACAAGACUCUCGGUAUUAAAGGACCAGAAGAUGUUGCAAAAAUGGGAAUCGCGGAAUACAAUAAACAAUGUCGAUCUAUUGUCAUGAGAUAUUCUGGUGAUUGGGAGAACAUCGUGAAUCGUUUGGGACGCUGGAUUGAUUUUAAGAACGAUUACAAGACUUUAUAUCCAUGGUUUAUGGAAAGUGUUUGGUGGGUUUUCAAACAACUUUAUGACAAAGGUUUUGUUUACAAAGGCUUCAAAGUAAUGCCAUAUUCAACGGGUUGUCAUACUCCACUAUCAAAUUUUGAAGCCAGUCAGAAUUACAAGGACACUAUUGAUCCAGCUGUCAUUAUCAAUUUUCCUCUUGAUGAAGAUCCAAAAGUGAAAAUGAUUGCGUGGACAACAACUCCAUGGACUUUGCCAAGCAAUCUAGCUCUCUGUGUUCAUCCAGAUAUGGAUUAUGUUAAGGUCCGAGAUACAAAAACAGAAGAGAUUUACAUCCUUAUGAAAAAUCGUCUUAUUUCAUUGUAUAAAGAAGAAACUGAAUAUGAAAUUCUUGAUACUUUCAAAGGGAAAACUCUUUUUGGUAAAGGAUAUCAACCUCUCUUUCCAUAUUUUGCUCAAAUGAAAAGCACAGGAGCAUUCCGUAUCAUGUGUGAUACAUAUGUAACUGAUGAUAGCGGUACAGGAGUUGUUCAUCAAGCUCCUUUCUUUGGAGCGGAUGAUUAUCGCAUCUGUACAAGCAAUGGAAUAGUUGCAAAGGAUGGACUUCCAGUUUGUCCUGUGGAUGCCAGUGGAAAGUUUACUGAUGAAGUGGAGGAUUUUGCUGGAAUAUAUGUGAAGGAUGCUGAUAAACUUAUCUGCCGUCAUCUGAAAGGAACAAACAGACUUGUUCAUCAAAGCACAACCAAACAUAACUAUCCUUUCUGUUGGAGAUCUGAAACUCCUCUUCUUUACAAAGCUGUACCAAGCUGGUUCAUUAGAGUGGAAAACAUUACAAAGCAAUUAUUGGAGAACAAUGCUAAGACAUAUUGGGUUCCUAAUUUUGUCAAAGAAAAACGUUUUGCAAACUGGCUUCGGGAUGCUCAUGACUGGGCCGUUUCUCGUAAUAGAUAUUGGGGUACUCCGAUACCAUUGUGGGUCAGCGAGGAUUUCGAAGAAAUCGUUUGCAUCGGGUCCAUAGAGGAAUUGGAACAAUUAUCUGGAGUCAAAGUCACUGAUCUUCAUAGAGAAAGUGUUGAUGGCAUCACUAUACCAUCACGCCUUGGAAAAGGAGUUUUACGUCGUAUAUCCGAAGUAUUUGAUUGCUGGUUUGAAAGCGGAUCUAUGCCUUAUGCUCAAAUGCAUUAUCCAUUUGAGAACAAGAAAGAAUUUGAAGACAGUUUUCCAGCUCAUUUCAUUGCUGAAGGAAUUGAUCAAACAAGAGGAUGGUUCUAUACCUUGCUGGUAUUAUCCACUGCUUUGUUUGGGAAACCUCCAUUUCAAAAUCUAAUUGUCAAUGGACUCGUUCUUGCCAGCGAUGGUCAGAAAAUGAGCAAAAGGAAGAAAAACUAUCCUGAUCCAAUCAAAGUUGUACAUGCAUAUGGUGCAGAUGCUCUCCGAUUAUAUUUGAUCAAUUCACCUGUGGUUCGUGCCGAGAAUUUGAGAUUUCAGGAAAAUGGUGUACGAGAUAUUUUGAAAGAUGUUUUUCUUCCUUGGUACAAUGCAUACAGAUUUUUUGUGCAGAACGUAAUAAGGCUACAAAAGGAAGAAGGCAUUGAGUUUAAAUACAAAGAAGAUGAUCUUGGAAGUUCUGACAAUAUAAUGGACAAAUGGAUUUUGUCAUCAAUACAAUCACUUGUACUGUAUGUGAAAAAGGAAAUGAAAGCAUACCACUUGUAUACUGUCGUUCCUCGAUUGGUCAAAUUUGUGGAUUUAUUGACAAACUGGUAUGUCAGAUCGAACAGAAAAAGAUUGAAGGGUGAUGGUGGACCUGAAGAUUGCCAAAAAGCAUUGCAAACACUUUAUAGUGUUCUGUACACAAUGAUUAGAGAAAUGAGUCCAUUUACUCCGUUCCUUACUGAGCAUAUGUAUCAAAAUCUCAAGAAAGUUUUGAAAUCUAAAGAAAAUGCUGAAAGUAUCCAUUAUUUGAUGUUCCCAGAUGCAAAUGAGAAACUGAUUGAUGUGGAAAUUGAGAGAGCAGUUUCAAGGAUGCAAACUGUUAUUGAAUUAGGAAGAAUAAUCAGAGAUAGAAAUACAAUGCCAAUCAAGUACCCUUUGCCUGAGGUUGUCAUCAUCCACAAAAGCAAAGAAUAUCUGGAUGAUGUUGCUAGUUUGGAGCGAUAUGUUUCCGAGGAAUUGAAUGUACGCAAGAUCACGACUUCUUCCGAUAAAGACAAAUAUGAAGUUAGUCUUCGCGCACAACCUGAUCACAUGAUUCUCGGGAAACGUUUGAAAGGUGAAUUCAAACAAGUAUCGGCAGAAAUAGCUAAAUUAUCAAGUCAGCAAGUUGAAGACUAUUUGCAGAAAGGAUCUAUCGAGAUUGGUGGCCAUCAACUUGGUGAGGGAGAUCUCAGAAUUAUUUAUCAUUUCGAAUCGGCAUCAGGAGACGCUCCAUCAAAAUAUGCAGCACAUUCUGACAACGAUGUUCUGGUUCUUCUUGAUGUUACCCCUGAUCCAAGUAUGAUCGAUGAAGGUGUCGCAAGAGAAAUUGUCAAUCGUAUUCAGAAGUUGAGGAAGAAGGCCAAACUGGUGCCAACUGAUGAAGUGACUGCAUUUUUCGAUGUUUCAUCAACGAAUGAAUAUAUCACCAAAGUUUCAAAUUCUCAUGCAGAAUUUAUAAGCUCUUUGAUCAAAUCUCCAUUCAUUUCGUACCCUGUACCUGUCAUUGCCGAUGUUAUCAUUGAAGAAACUGUUACGCUCAAAAGUACAGAGAUGGGAAUUGCUUUAGUGAGUGGUCAUGUAGAUUCUGAAACUGAUGGUUUACCUCAACCUGCAUGCAAGUAUGUUAAUGUAGAAGUUUCACAAAAUGGAGUAUAUGCAGGAAAGUUGUCUGUAUUGCUAGAAAAUCCAAAAGGUUGUCCAGUGAUCACAAAUCCACGACAGUUCAAAACAGUCUUCACAAAAUUGUACUUCAACAGUAAUCCUGUGUUGCUCCAGUCAGAAAAAGAAAAUGGACCUUUUGCACCAGUGAAUGGAGGAAUAAUAAUGGUUGAUAUUGCGAAGCUAACAAAUACUGCUCCUGGUUCUGCGGAUGGAAUAUUUGCAGCAGAACCCCCACGUGUUAGAGUUAAACUUGAUCUGAAUUAUGCAUCCACGAGACCUGAAUUACCAUCACCAGCAUGUUCUUAUGUCAAUGUCAAGUUCGUUCCGAAUAGUAAAGAAGCAAAAUCGUCAGUUGGAUCAGUUUUACUUGAUAAUCCUCCCGGUCGAAAUGAACUAGAUCUCCAACAACUUACUCAAGAAUGUUCUCUAUUGUUUGGAUUGAGGGGGAAGACACAAACAAAACUUUUUGCGGAUUCCAAAUGCACUCAAGAAAUAAAGGACAUUAACGGACUUCAUGCAUCAACUGUUUAUGUCAAGUCUGUUUGACAUUGUCAACUUUGAGCUCCAGGUGUAUUGUGUCUAAAGUUAAUUCUACCACAAAUGUUCCUUCGCAUACUGUAAAUUGGCAUGUAUUUAUUUUGAACAUGGCCAGAACCAUUUUACCAAAAAUCAUCAAUAGGACAACUUCUUUCAUAUCAAAUUGUCAGUUAAUUUACAUUUACUAGAAAUAUAUGAAUAUUUGCCUAUAAGUGGUGUUCAGGGUGUUUCAUGAGGCUCGGUUAUGUGCAACUAGACUCAAUCAGCAUGUUUGUAUUAAUUCAGACACCGAAAUAGACUAGAAAAUUAUCUUCCAGCUUUAACAUAUUAUCUGUAUAAGAGGCGAUGUUUUUUAAGUAGUAAUAUUAUCUUUCAAAACUAUUAUGGUCUGAUCUUUGGUUGUAUUCUGUUCAGUUUGAUAAUGAUAUUUGUUGAUAGGCAAUAUUUUAGGUCUUUCUGUGUUGCAACUCAAUUUCUAUUCGAAUGGUUUCUCAAAUAUGAAUGUGUGUUUGUCAUAGGAAAAUAUAUUUGUGGAAUUACUGUA
Styela clava is the source of this 4610-nucleotide messenger RNA. Its product is annotated as isoleucine--tRNA ligase, cytoplasmic-like. Gene Ontology annotation, molecular function: aminoacyl-tRNA deacylase activity; tRNA binding; isoleucine-tRNA ligase activity. Gene Ontology annotation, biological process: isoleucyl-tRNA aminoacylation. The record is from RefSeq and is a predicted model, not a curated record. NCBI's taxonomy places the organism in Eukaryota, Metazoa, Chordata, Ascidiacea, Stolidobranchia, Styelidae.